GACAGGACAUACAGGUUUGCCUGAUUAGGUUCCUUCAGCAGGGCAGGGCACUCCUAAGAUGUACCACAACAGCCAAACACCUGCUGAAGGAGACAAGGAGAGGAGACAAGGAGAGGAGACAAGGAGAGGAAGGCGGUUGCUAGGAGACGGUGGAGUUGGAGCGGCACUGCAUGAUGCCAGCAUGGCGCCUGUACUACCCCCUGUUGGUUCAGAGAUCUUCAGACGCUUCACGCCAGCCUCGCUGGAGGAAAUCCAACGGCGACAGGAAGUGGAGGAGAAGGAGCGCCAGAGGAGGAAAGAGAAGAACAUCGAGAUUGCAGAGGAAGAUCUUCCUAAACCAGCCAGUGAUCUUGAGGCUGGGAAGCCCCUCCCAUUCAUCUAUGGAGACCCGCCCCCUCAGCUUUUCAACACCCCAUUGGAGGAGCUGGAUCCCUUCUACCAAUCACAGAAGACAUUCAUCGUGAUUGGUAAAGGAAACAUGAUCUACCGUUUUAACGCCGAGCCAGCCUGUUACCUGCUGAGUCCAUUCAGUCGGAUAAGGACCGUCGCUAUCAAGAUCCUCAUCCACUCUUUAUUCAGUAUGUUCAUCAUGGUGACGAUUAUCACCAACUGUGUGUUCAUGACGAUGAGUGAUCCUCCAGCGUGGAGCAAAGCUGUAGAGUACGUUUUUACAUUCAUCUACACGUUUGAAGCAAUGAUCAAAGUUCUGUCGAGAGGAUUCUGUGUCGGUGGUUUCACCUUCCUCAAAGACCCCUGGAACUGGCUGGACUUCAUGGUCAUCAGCAUGGCAUACCUGACAGAGUUUAUAGAUUUGGGAAAUGUUUCUGUGCUGAGGACGUUCAGAGUUCUUCGAGCUCUAAAGACCAUCACAGUCAUCCCUGGUCUGAAGACGAUUGUUGGAGCUCUGAUCCAAUCAGUGAAGAAGCUGGCUGACGUCAUGAUUCUGACCGUGUUCUGCCUCUGCGUCUUCGCUCUGAUUGGUCUGCAGCUCUUCAUGGGAAACCUGCGGCAAAAAUGUGUCCUGAUACCACCACUGUUUCGUAGCAACCACACGUCUGGCAUUGACCUCAACACCGGUUACCAUGGCAAUGACACCCACGGCAACAGGACAGGAAGCGGUGACUUUGAUUACAACGAGUACAUCAACAACCCAGAUAACUUCUACUUCCUGCCUGGUCAACUUGAUGCUCUGCUGUGUGGGAACAGCUCGGAUGCCGGGGUCUGUCCGGAGGGUUAUGUCUGUCUGAAGGCGGGGAGAAACCCAAACUACGGCUACACCAGCUACGACUCGUUUGGUUGGGCGUUUCUGUCUCUAUUUAGACUGAUGACCCAGGACUUCUGGGAAAACCUCUUCCAGCUGACGCUGCGAGCAGCAGGUAAAACCUACAUGAUCUUCUUCGUUGUCAUCAUCUUCCUCGGCUCGUUCUACCUCAUUAACCUCAUCCUGGCUGUGGUUGCCAUGGCGUACGCCGAGCAGAACGAGGCCAACAUGGCCGAGGCCAAACAGAAGGAGGAAGAGUACGCUCAGAUCCUGGAGCUGCUGAAGACGAGAAAAGAAGAGCAGGCGGCCUGCAGAGCAGAGGAUUCAUCUGCAGACACAAACAAACACGAGCAAGAACAUUCUGCCAUGGAAGAGUUUGCUGACGAACAGAGGCCGUGUCCUCCAUGUUGGUAUGCCUUCGCUGACAUCUUCCUGAAGUGGAACUGCUGUGGUUGUUGGCGGUGGCUCAAACCAUGGCUCUACACCAUCGUCAUGGACCCGUUUGUCGACCUCGGCAUCACCAUCUGCAUCGUCCUCAACACCGUCUUCAUGGCCAUGGAGCAUUAUCCAAUGACCGAGGAGUUUGAGGAGCUUCUGAGCAUCGGAAAUCUGGUCUUCACAGUGAUCUUCACAGCUGAGAUGGUCCUCAAACUUCUGGCCAUGGACCCGUACUACUACUUCCAGGUGGGCUGGAACAUCUUUGACAGCAUCAUCGUCACCAUGAGUCUGGUGGAGCUCGGACUGGCAAAUGUUGAGGGCCUGUCGGUGCUGCGCUCCUUCAGACUGAUGCGAGUGUUUAAGCUGGCCAAGUCGUGGCCGACCCUCAACAUGCUGAUAAGGAUCAUUGGGAAGUCGGUGGGCGCGCUGGGGAACCUGACGCUGGUGCUGGCCAUCAUCGUCUUCAUCUUCGCCGUGGUUGGCAUGCAGCUGUUUGGGAAGAACUACAAAGACUGUGUCUGCCGUAUCUCGCUCGACUGCGAGCUCCCCCGCUGGCACAUGUUCGACUUCUUCCACGCCUUCCUCAUCAUCUUCAGAGUGCUGUGUGGGGAGUGGAUCGAGACCAUGUGGGACUGCAUGGAGGUUGCCGGCCAGACCAUGUGUCUGAUCGUCUUUAUGAUGGUCAUGGUCAUCGGGAACAUGGUGGUCUUGAAUCUGUUCCUUGCUUUGUUGCUGAGCUCGUUUAGCGGAGAUAAUCUUGCGGCUCCAGAAGAAGAAGGAGAAAACAAUCUGCAGAUUGCCAUAAACCGGAUCAACAUGGCCAUGGCUUGGACCAAGACCUGGAUCCUCCAACAAAUCUGGACUUUAACGGGAAAGCAGAACCACUUGGACCCAGAACACACCGCGGUUCACGGUGAGGAAGAUGACAGGACGACAAAGGAUUGUUUGGUUUUGACCUCCAUGACCUUAGAUCAGCCGGGGUCAGAGGUUAAGUCCCUCGACUGUAACCAUGGCAACAGCCACGACGUUGGCUGUCCGAGGGUCCCCAUCGCAGAGGCCGAGUCGGACUUCGAGACGCCGGACAACGAUGAAGAAGAAGAGGACGAAGUCGACAAAGAAAAUGAAGAAAAACUCUCCAAAUGUGAUGGGUCGUCGGUCUGCAGCACCGUCCAGAAACUUCCUGACAUUCAGGAGGACGAAGACGAUGAAGAUGAUCCAAACACACCUGUGGACUGCUACAGUGACAAGUGUUACCGCCGCUGUCCAUUCCUGGACAUAGAUACAUCCCAGGGCAGAGGGAAGGUCUGGUCUAACAUCAGGAGAACCUGCUUCUGCAUUGUCGAACACAACUACUUUGAGAGCUUCAUCAUUUUCAUGAUCCUAAUGAGCAGUGGAGCUCUGGCGUUUGAAGACAUUUACCUGGAGCAGCGCCGCGUUAUAAAGAUGGUUCUGGAGUACGCAGACCAGGUGUUCACCUACGUGUUCGUGGUGGAGAUGGCUCUGAAGUGGGUCGCCUACGGGUUUAAGACAUACUUCACCAACGCCUGGUGCUGGCUCGACUUCCUCAUCGUAGACGUGUCUCUGGUGUCACUGACAGCAAACAUCCUGGGAUACUCUGAGCUGGGAGCCAUCAAGUCUCUGAGGACUCUGAGAGCUCUGAGGCCCCUGAGGGCCCUGUCUCGCUUUGAGGGAAUGAGGGUGGUGGUGAACGCGCUGGUCGGAGCGAUCCCGUCCAUCUUCAACGUGUUGCUGGUGUGUCUGAUCUUCUGGCUGAUCUUCAGCAUCAUGGGAGUCAAUUUGUUUGCAGGAAAGUUUUAUCACUGUUUCAAUGAGACGUCUGAGGAGAUGUUUCUCCCUGAAGACGUCAACAACAGGAGCGAGUGUUUUGCUCUGAUCGAGGCAAACUUCAGCGGGAUUCGCUGGAAGAACGUAAAGGUCAACUAUGACAACGUGGGGAUGGGCUACCUGUCGCUGCUGCAGGUGGCCACGUUUAAAGGCUGGAUGGACAUCAUGUACGCAGCGGUGGACAGCACAGACGUGGAGUCCCAGCCGAUAUACGAGGCCAAUCUCUACAUGUACAUUUACUUUGUCAUCUUCAUCAUCUUCGGCUCCUUCUUCACUCUCAACCUCUUCAUCGGAGUUAUCAUUGACAACUUCAACCAGCAGAAAUCAAAGUUGGGAGGAAAAGAUAUUUUCAUGACAGAGGAGCAGAAGAAAUAUUACAACGCCAUGAAGAAACUGGGCUCCAAGAAACCUCAGAAACCUGUUCCACGACCGGAGAAUAAGUUCCAGGCUCUGGUGUUCGACCUGGUGACCACGCAAGUGUUUGAUAUCUUCAUCAUGGUGUUGAUCUGUCUCAAUAUGGUGACAAUGAUGGUGGAGACGGAUGAGCAGAGUGAGGAUAAAGUCUUGAUCCUGUACUGGAUCAACCUGGUCUUCAUCGUCAUCUUCACCGGAGAGUGCAGUCUUAAGAUGACGGCACUCCGCCAGCACUACUUCUCCGUCGGCUGGAAUAUCUUCGACUUCGUGGUCGUCAUCCUGUCAAUCGUAGGCCUGCUCCUCGCUGACAUCAUAGAGAAGUAUUUUGUCUCGCCCACGCUCUUCCGUGUGAUCCGACUGGCUCGUAUCGGCCGGGUCCUUCGUCUCAUCCGUGGAGCCAAGGGGAUCCGGACGCUGCUGUUUGCCCUGAUGAUGUCACUUCCUGCACUCUUCAACAUCGGCCUGCUACUCUUCCUCAUCAUGUUCAUCUUCUCCAUCUUCGGCAUGUCAAACUUCGCCUACGUGCGUAAGGAGGCGAUGAUCGACGACAUGUUUAACUUCGAGACGUUUGGGAACAGCAUGAUCUGUCUUUUUAUGAUCACCACGUCGGCCGGCUGGGACGGGCUGCUGAGCCCCAUCAUGAACACGCCGCCAGACUGCGACCCCGACCUGGAGAACCCAGGCUCCACGGUGCGGGGCGACUGCGGCAGCCCGGGAAUUGGCAUCGUCUUCUUCACCACCUACAUCAUCAUGUCCUUCCUCGUGGUGGUCAACAUGUACAUCGCCAUCAUCCUGGAGAACUUUAAUGUGGCGACGGAGGAGAGCGGCGACCCGCUGUGCGAGGAUGACUUUGAGAUGUUUUAUGAAACAUGGGAGAAGUUCGACCCUGACGCUUCACAGUUCAUCCAGUACAGUAAACUGUCAGAUUUCUGCGAUACUCUGAAGGAUCCUCUGAGGAUUUCCAAACCAAACACAAUCAAACUGAUCCACAUGGAUCUGCCGCUGGUUCCUGGAGACAAAAUUCACUGUCUGGACAUCCUGCUGGCUCUCACCGCCCAGGUGUUGGGUGAUGCCGGUGGAAUGGAUGCUCUUAAAGCAAGCAUGGAGGAGAAGUUCAUGGCCAACAACCCCUCCAAGGUGUCGUAUGAACCAAUCAGCAGCACUCUGCGGAGGAAACAGGAAGAUGUGGCGGCAUCAGUGAUCCAGAGAGCGUACAGGAAACACCUACUGCAGAGGACGCUCAAACUGGCGUCCUACAAAUACAGAGCGAAGAUGGAUGGACGGGGUGAGGCGCCGCCCGAGACCGAAGGACUGCUCUGCCAGCGAAUCAGCCGGCUUUAUGGAGACGAGCCGGGGCCCCGCCCGGUGGCGCUUCAGAGAGAGUUCAUCCUCCACGCUGCUCCUCCGCUCAAUGGCACCAACUUCCUCCGAGAUGAGAACCUGAGGGAGUCAGUCGUCUGAUGACGUGUCGUUCUGUUUUCCUCCAGUGUGUGUCGGAGGACGAUUCCGAUUCAGACGGACAGAGAGACAGAUCGCAGCAGAGAUGACUCCAGGUCCAGUUUGCCGAGCAAACGCCACAGAUCUCAAGCUUCGCUGACUCUGAAAGUCUGCUGCAAGUUCUCUGAAACUGUGUUGGCUGAUUCUGUGCUCUUUGGACAUGGAAAUGUUCAUUGCUGCGUUUUCAUUUUCUGUCUGUGCUGAUGUUUUAAUCUUCUAACAGAGUUCAGGCUUGCUGACACCCUGAACAUGAUCAGCGGGAUUCUACUUGUCCAUGUUAUUAGUAACACUUAUAUAACACUUAUUGAUUUCAUAUAUAAUGACUACUCUGUUAGUCCCAGACCAGGUGAUUGUUACCUCUUCCCAGGUGUUCAUUGGUAGAUCUUUCUUUAAUCCACUUUCUACAACCACUAAAGUGUUUUUGAUUUGAGUUCAGUGAUAAGCUCCAGCAAUAAUUAAACUCUUUAUUCAAACAGUCUGUCACAACCUUCAGAUAUAUUCUCUAUUGCUGAUUUGUUUCCCGGUCACCUGUUCCCACUUCUCCCAUCAGCAGUUUCAUACUGGUGGUGAUUUACUCUCUAAUCUGCAGACAUAUGUUCUGCCCAUCUGUCUGACAUUUUUCCUCAGUCUGGCCCCUUUCGGAUAGGUUUUCAUCUGUCUUCCUGGUUUGGACUUUUGUCUCUUUUUAGGUGACAGUUAAACGUGAACUUUUUCUUCUCCUGUCUGUCUUUGAACGUGCAUCAGGUUUCUCCUUACGCAGAAACGUGUGUUUCUCUCUGCGUACAGAUUGUGUUUGCUGCUCUGGUUUGUGGAACAAUGUUUGUUUCUUGCAGACAUACGACACUGAGAAGAUCUUUAGUAGUGAUUGACAGAGCAGCCAGCCAAUGACAGCGCAGAGUCUAAAAGCAUUAAUGAGACCUGGUUAAAGAUAACUUUUGAUUUUAGACUCAAGAAGACUCAAAUAGACUUUAGGAUGACUGUUUUAGUAACGGAGCAGAACAUCCCAACCAUGAUAUGGGUGGUUUGCCCCCCACCCCUCCAAACCCUCAGGGGAUAUGGGUGGUUUGUUCUCCCCCUCUAAUCCGACCCACAGAAGCAUUUCAUUAGUUAGCGCCCUGUAGUGGUGGCAGGAAAUACGUCCUCAUAUCUAAACCAGAGAAGGUAACGGUGGCAGUUUUAAACACAUGGUUAACGUUGUGAAACGCUCCCAGUUUGGUUAGGUUUAGACACCAAUACUACUAAGGUAAGUUGAUAAAAAGAUGGAGGUUUGGGUUCAAAUCAGAUGUUCCUGAAGGUGAUCAUGUGACGCAGAAAGUUUUCUUUGCAAAUUGUCUUGACGACAUUUACUCAGUACUGACUACAUGGGUUAGGGUUAAGGGAUUAUGAUCAUACAUAUUAUAAUAUCAUGAAGAUGGUGAUACAGGGUGUCAGAGUCUGUCACCGUAUGACUCUGUUCUCGGAUCAAAACUCUACUGGAAGAAACAGGAAGAAGAGGAGUCCUUCAGAACAGACAGGAAGAAGAAUAUCGAACAUAAUAAAGUUACAGUUUAUAUGACAGAAUGAGAAGAUUAUGGACGAUGUUAUUAUAUUCUGUUUUAAAGAUACAAUAUGUAACAUUUCUGCAUUAAAAUGUCUAAAAGUGA
Molecule: messenger RNA, 7098 nt
Organism: Perca flavescens (yellow perch)
Lineage: Eukaryota; Metazoa; Chordata; Actinopteri; Perciformes; Percidae
Gene: scn4ab
Product: sodium channel, voltage-gated, type IV, alpha, b
Biological process (GO): neuronal action potential; membrane depolarization during action potential; sodium ion transmembrane transport
Cellular component (GO): voltage-gated sodium channel complex; plasma membrane
Molecular function (GO): voltage-gated sodium channel activity
Source: RefSeq, a predicted model, not a curated record